GAAACGUGGGGAGAGUUCUGUUGUGUCCUGGCUACCUUGUUAGACCCAAUGGGGCCUAACGAAAAAGCGAUGGGAUCCGUCAACGCACGCGCUUCACAAUGCGUAGUACAGCUAAAUGCUCUACAGCCGCAUCUUCUUCAGGAUGAAUCACCACGUGAAACAGGAACGAACUACGAGAACAAUCAC
This is a messenger RNA of Amoebophrya sp. A25, 186 nucleotides long. The record is from the annotation of a GenBank genome assembly. Lineage: Eukaryota; Dinophyceae; Syndiniales; Amoebophryaceae.